AUGGAGUCGAGCGCUAACAGGACGCAGAAUGGCAGUGCCGGCUGGUUCAAGGCGGACGUCUCGGCUCAUGUACGGGCGGGCAUCGGCAGCGGUGUGCUCCCCUUCAAUCUGACCGGCGAGGAGAGCCCCCCGUUCCUGACCGACGCUUGGCUCGUGCCCCUCUUCUUCGCCCUGUUGAUGCUGGUGGGGCUGGUGGGGAACUCGCUGGUGGUGUUUGUGGUGAGAACCCGAAGGAAGCUCUGGACAGCGACUAACUGCUACAUCGUUAAUCUGGCCAUUACGGACAUCAUUUUCCUGGUUUGCUGUGUGCCGUUUACAGCCACUCUGUACCCGCUUCCCAGUUGGAUCUUCGGAGACUUUAUGUGCAAAUUCGUCAACUACCUACAGCAGGUCACUGUCCAGGCCACCUGUAUAACACUAAUGGCCAUGAGCUUGGAUCGCUGCUACGCCACGGCCUACCCACUUCAGUCACUGCGCCACCGCACCCCCCGGCUGGCGAUGGUGGUAAGCGUGGUGAUCUGGAUCGGUUCCUUCGUUCUGGCUGUCCCCAUGGCUCUGUACCACAGGAUAGCAAAGGGCUAUUGGUAUGGUCUACAGACGUACUGCGUUGAGGCAUUCCCCACAGAGUCCCAGCAGAAAGUCUUCAUCGUCUACACCUUCCUUGCUGCCUACCUCCUGCCUCUGGGCACCAUCUGCGUGUGCUACACCGUCAUGCUACAGCGGGUGGGCCGCCCAGUUGUCAGACCCGUCGACGGCAAUUAUCAGAAAGUACAUCAUUUGUCAGAGAGGUCAAUGGCCAUGAGGGCGAAAGUCACCAAGAUGGUGGUGGUGAUUGUGCUCUUGUUCACUGUGUGUUGGGGCCCCAUCCAGGUCUUCGUCCUUUUUCAAGGCUUCUACACUGGCUUCCAGGUCAACCUUGAGACCUACAAAAUCAAAACAUGGGCCAACUGCAUGUCUUAUGCCAACUCUUCCAUCAAUCCAAUCAUCUACACAUUCAUGGGCGAGAAUUUCAGGAGAUCCUUCAGAAAAGCAUUCCCGUUCAUGUUUAAGCAACGGGUCAGAGAUGGCACCUUUACCAGUGGCUCCAGGAAUGCCGAGGUGAAGUUUGUCACAGGGGAAUCGCAAGUUUUUCAGAGACGACAAGUGACUUGA
Messenger RNA from Mobula hypostoma (lesser devil ray), 1152 nucleotides. Its product is annotated as G-protein coupled receptor 54-like. Gene Ontology annotation, biological process: neuropeptide signaling pathway. Gene Ontology annotation, molecular function: G protein-coupled peptide receptor activity. The transcript is spliced from 5 exons. The record is from RefSeq and is a predicted model, not a curated record. Gene Ontology annotation, cellular component: plasma membrane. NCBI's taxonomy places the organism in Eukaryota, Metazoa, Chordata, Chondrichthyes, Myliobatiformes, Myliobatidae. The coding region runs from base 1 to 1152 and encodes 383 amino acids.